AAAAUAGUGAAAUGCUGUCGAGAAGUUGACACUGCAAUUUCUCAAUUGCGUGGGGUUUUCAGUCUCAGUUUUCUUAAAACCUCACUGUAUCGGUAAUUAGAGCUGUGAAAGAGAAAGAUGAGGCAAGCUUUUCUGGGAUUAUGUUUGCUUGUUUUUGCUCACCUUCUCCAACUAACCUCAGCUAUUGUCGUUCUCAAACCAUUUGCCUGGGCGUUCUCGGACCUUCCCGCCAAAUUUAGUAACUUUCCAUCUUUUGCCAUUUGCUUGCUGAGAAAAUGUAGAAAAACUAUUGGUGUCAAUAGCUCUGGUAUAUGUGGAGCUUUGCUUAUAUCAGACCCUUUGGACGCCUGCUCAUCUCUACGCAAUGGACUUCGACCAAAUGAAACUGAUAAAACAAGGUUUGCUCUGAUAGUUAGAGGUGAAUGUGCUUUCAAGGAUAAAGUCCAAAAUGCUCAAAAUGCUGGAUUUCAUGGUGCUAUUGUUUAUGACGAUAGAGAUAAAGGCAAAUUGAUCUACAUGAUGAUAGAGAGUGUGAAUGUUACAAUUCAAGCUGUAUUUGUUUCGAAAGCAUCUGGUGAACUGUUAAAGGAGCAUGCUCUAGGGGAAGAAGGGGAAUGCUGCAUCUUCCCAUUUCAAAAUGAAACAGCUUGGACGGUUCUAGCUAUAUCUUUUAUCUCAUUUCUUGUCAUAUUGGGUAUCCUUAUAAUAGCCAUCUUUGCUCCGAGACACUGGCUCUAUUCUCGAGGAAGAAACCAGCUUCCUAAAAGUGUGGAUACCAAGAUUGUGGAAGCUCUACCUUGCUUCACAUUCAGUUCCACUGGUUUGGGUGAAUGCCACAGUGAAGAAUCUUGUGCCAUCUGCCUUGAGAAUUACAAAGAUGAGGAAAUUCUUAAAGUUCUUCCCUGCCAACAUGAAUUUCAUUCAAGCUGCGUGGAUUCAUGGCUGACAAAAUGGGGGACAUUCUGCCCAGUGUGCAAGCAUGAUAUGAGAACCAAAAUUGUGAAUCCCGAGAUCAAAAGAAGGACCUGGUUGUACAGUUAGUGAAUGGAAAAUAUGACUUGUCAAGGGUUCCCUCCCGUUUAUUAUGGAUGUCUAUAUGAACUCCACCUGAAUGUGUUUCAUUGCGUGGAUUGAAGAGACGUCUAGAUGAUAUUUGUCUGCACUUUUAUGAACAUAUCAAUAAAGUUUGCUGUUCAAAAUUUCAGUGAAAACUUGUCCGAUGCAACUCGAAUGUAAAGGUCAUCAGUGCUCUCUCCUGUGCAAAAUCCUUGAUGUGAUCUACAAGCUAAGCCAAAGGGGACAAAGUUUUGUGCCCCUGUAUAUUGUCUGAAGCUCGAGUGUAGUUUUGCCCCAGCCACUGCCAAAGCAGCAAGGGAACCCAUUGCUAACAGCUCUGCUCUUGAAUGGUUUGCACACUAGGAUUUGCACUGUUGUAUAUUUUAGGUC
Molecule: messenger RNA, 1446 nt
Organism: Prunus avium (sweet cherry)
Lineage: Eukaryota; Viridiplantae; Streptophyta; Magnoliopsida; Rosales; Rosaceae
Gene: RMR1
Product: receptor homology region transmembrane domain ring H2 motif protein 1
Source: RefSeq, a predicted model, not a curated record